GAGGCGAACAACUUAAGAGGUGGUCGGUAAGUCGUAGCAGUUCCCCUCCAUGUGGCUUCCCUGGCUUCAUGUGCUUGAAAAUAUAAAAUUAUAACCUAAAAUUCAGACAAAUUUCUUUUUGAUAAAAGUUUGUUGUGGUAAUCCCCUGUCAUAUCCGGCGAGUUUGACUUGAUGAUGAUUCUGAAGGAUUUUGGGACUUUUUUGGAGAAUGCAAAAAUUGUAAAAUGACUACCACUAGAACUUUUUUUUAACGGUUUCAGAGUUAUCAUUUCAAAGCAAAAUCAUGCAGCUUCUAUGGUCUUUCAAAAGAUGUUGACGGAUUUUUUUCUGGGCACGAAAUCUCAGGUUUACGGACUUGCUACUUGCAACUACCUCCUUUUCAGCGCUGGCAAAACCUGAUAUGUUUCGAUGUGAAUGAAGAUCUCGAGAUCUGGAAGAACAUGUUUACGCCAGGAUUGCAUUUGUUUACAGAGGGGGUAAUUUUCUUAAUAAAGAUUAAAUAGAGUCUACAAAUCAGGUCUGCUGUUUCAUUUCCUAUAUACCCACAAGUUGUUUCAGACGUUUGGCUAAGAAAAUAAGUAGUUAACUGGUAAAUUUUCUCCUCAGAGCAGAUCAACCUAGGUUUCUCGCUCAGUUCCCUACAUACCCACAAAUUGUUUAGAUUUUAGAAUUGGCUACCAAGUGGUUUGUUGCUCAGUUUAAAAGUCUUACAUUUUUUUUUGGGCUAGGGUAGAUAAAUUUCAGUCCUGCUGUUCAAUUUGUCUUCGACGCCACAUGUCAGAAGUCGUUUUAGACGUUAGAGUAGGUCAAUAAAAAUUCCUCCGUCUCACCCAAAAGCUAAGCUCAAACAAUAGCAGGUAUAAGUGUUCAAUUCUGUUUCAGAUGCCAGAUUCCAGAUGUUACAAAUUGUUUCAGAGAGUAGAAUAAUUUUGUGAUAGUCCUCACUCUAGCAAGCAGAACCUGUGUUGACUUGGAACAAUCAGUAGGUCGAGUGUUCAAUUCUGCUACGCCCAUAAACAGAAACUGUCCUCAAAUGGAAGGGUUAGGAGGUGGAUACGAGGCAUUUGUAGAGCGUUUGCAAAUGGAUAUAGCUACCACCAAUGGACCCAAAAAAUCAACAGUUAAUUCACCCAUCAACCCCUCUCAGCCACAGCAGAUUCAACAAUCCAGGUAUGUAGGGUAUCCAUCCCCCAGCAAUGCAUUCACAAUAAAAAGAGAAGCAACCCCAGCUCUGUCGGACUCCUCUGCUAAUUCAACGUCCAUGGACGUGUGUAUGCAAGAGCCAGUGAACUCAUCAGUAACGGUGCCCGCGAGGACUUUAGGUUCAAUGCAGCAAUUCAGCACGGAUGUGAAUCAGAUGCCGGAGGUUCCCCCUCGGAGAGGAGGGCAUCGUAGGGCUCAAUCUGAUAUUGGCUUUCGAUUGCCAGACGAUAUUAUGUUUGACGCUGAUCUUGGUUUCACUGGUUUUGAUGCACCCAAUCUAUCUGAUGAUGGUGCAGAGGAUUUAAUUUCCAUGUACAUGGACUUGGAGAAACUCAACUCUUUAGGAGAGCCAUCCAAUUCUGCAGCAGGACCACCGGCAGCACAAGAAGAAUUUAAGCCUUCCUCUAGCACUUAUAAUAAUCCUGUUCCACAUCAUUCAAGAAGUCUUUCUGUUGAUGCUGCGUUUUCAGGAUUUGAAGGCAACUUGGGGGGAACACAAGGGAAUCUUGGCUCUUCAGGGCCUAGUCGUCCUCGUCAUCGUCAUAGCAAUUCCAUGGACGGUUCAACUUCCUUGCAAACUGAUCGUCUGUCCUCAGAGUCAUUUGAGACAAAGAAAGCAAUGGCUGCAAAUAAACUUGCAGAACUUGCACUACUUGAUCCCAAACGUGCUAAAAGGAUAUUGGCAAAUCGACAAUCAGCCGUUCGAUCAAAAGAGAGGAAGAUGCGCUAUAUAUCAGAGCUAGAAAGAAAAGUUCAAACACUUCAGACGGAAGCAACUACUCUUUCAGCACAGCUUACAAUGUUACAGAGAGAUACAACUGGAUUGACUACUGAGAACAGUGAACUUAAGCUGAGACUACAGGCUAUGGAGCAGCAAGCGCAACUUCGUGAUGCUUUAAAUGAAGCACUCAGGGAAAAAAUACAAAGGCUGAAGAUUGCAACUGGACAGUCACCAAAUAAUAAAGAUGCUUUCAACAUGGGGACAAAUGCACAUCUGCCUUUGAAUCCGUCGUUUUUCCCAACUGCUCAACAAUCACAUCAUUUAAAUCAACUGCAGUCUCUUCAGCAUUCCCAGUAUGCUGUCAAUAACCAGCCUCUGAUGGGGCAGGCUCAGAUGCAUUCAAUGUUUCCUCAACAUGUUCCUGUAGGACAAUUUCAAGGGCGUGUUGGGGGUCAAGGUGGACCUUUAGCAGAAUCAGAAGUAUCUUCUAAUUCUGUUAGUGGCCCUGACAAGUCAUCUGUUUAGAUGGAUGGAAUUUGCCAGUGACACCCCCUAUAUCAAUCACUCAUUGAAGGUCAUUUGGCUGUAAUUAGUUUCCAGAUUUUGCUUUCUCAUUAGAAUCCUUAUGCUGUACAGGCUGCAUUAUGCUUGUUACACCCAAAUUCUUUGCAUCCUUUGCUAUCGUUGAGAACUUGGAAGUUGCCUUGUAAAAGUAGAUGAUUACUUUUUUUCUCCAUUUGUCAGAAACAUUGUUAAUACAUAUGAACUCUCUGCAUGUUAGGAUGAACAAACAAUGGUAGAAUAUCUCAUGUUGAUUGGGAGAUGGAGAGAUGUUUUGUUGUAACUCUAUGGAAUUCAUUGAUUCUACUGCACUUUACAGUCUGCAAGUCCAGAGUACAUUCUGUUGUGUUGAAAAAUAUCCAUGAUGCCUUUGCAUCAGUGGACUGAAGUAUCAUCACCAAUUUGGCCCUUCAAAUUUCCAUACCAUCUACCCUAGUUGUGCAUGGUUGGCCCAGGAAAUGCCAUAGUAGAAUAAGUAGUUGUGAUAAGCCGAUUCUUAUAGAACAAACUAGACAACAUUAAUUGCUACUCUUCGGGUGUCUGCCAAACAGUAUUGUUCCUCAAGUCAUUCAGAUUGGUGGUCAAUCAGCUUAUUCUGUCAUAUGGAAUUCACUUUAUGCUCAAGGAAAUAUGAUGGAUAAGGCACUGAAGUCCCAGUGUACAGAAGUGGAAACAUCCAGGACAAGACUCUAGAAUGAUAUUGCUUAUUUGUUUGUUGGGAGUGUUGCUGCUUAGUAACUUUUGGUCAUUUAAUGCUUUGAUACACUGUAAAUGGAGAAAUGAAAAAAGCUACAAUGAUGAUGUCAUGUGUUCGCAGGUGUGAGAUCAAAUCGGAAAGAAUGUUAAUAGAAUGACAGAUAGUCACACAUGCUUUGGACUAAAAUCAUAAUCUAGGUUAAGUAGUAUUUGUCAACUUAUUUAUUGUAAAGGACUAGCUGUUAGGAAAUUGUACCUUGAGAUAUAUGUACAAUUAUUAAUACUAUUUAGCACUUAACUGUGCUAGACAAACAUAUCGGCUUAAUUAUUUCUUGACAUGCUUGUAAAUUAUACUGUACAAAUUUAAUAUGCACUAGCACUAUUUGUUGGAA
Messenger RNA from Cryptomeria japonica (Japanese cedar), 3573 nucleotides. Its product is annotated as transcription factor RF2b. Gene Ontology annotation, molecular function: DNA-binding transcription factor activity. The record is from RefSeq and is a predicted model, not a curated record. Gene Ontology annotation, cellular component: nucleus. Bases 1034 to 2449 code for a protein of 471 amino acids. Lineage: Eukaryota; Viridiplantae; Streptophyta; Pinopsida; Cupressales; Cupressaceae. The transcript is spliced from 4 exons. Gene Ontology annotation, biological process: regulation of DNA-templated transcription.